CUGUAGGUGGCGACACACAUCACAGGCGGUCAUGAAAUGAGGGACACGAAGAAGAAAGUGCACGUCCAGUUGUUCCGUGUGUAACAUUAGCGCUGCUAAUCUGAAGGAAAGUAAAUAUAAAAUAAACAUUAUUCUGUUGGCAGAGUCGCUGAUGAAAACAGAGUGAUAUAAACACAUUAUUCUGUUGACUGAUAAAGUGUUGAUGAGAGCAGAUUGCAUCAGAAACACGCUUUAAUAUGGAGGAGAGAGAGCUGGUGGAAUAUUUCCGGACGCAGAUCGGGGAAGACCCGGACGUGGCGUCAGCGGUGGCUGCUAUCCGAUCGCUGCUGGAGUUCCUGAAGCGGGAUCAGAGUGAGACGAUCCUGGGUCUGAGAGAGAACAUGACGCAGGCCAUCCUCCGGCUGCAGGAGACGGAUUCGUCAGUGGCCGUGUCGUCUGGAGGAGAGCUGUUCCUGCGCUUCAUCAGUCUGACCUCACUGGAGCAUCCGGAUCUCUCCCAGUGUAAGAAUGUGAUGAUAGAAAGAGGAGAACUCUUCCUGAAGAAAAUAUCCCUCUCCAGGGGCAAAGUGGGAAAACUGUGCCACACCUUCAUCAAAGAUGGAGCUAAAAUCCUCACACACUCGUCGUCACGAGUCGUAUUGAAGGUUCUGGAGAACGCGGCAGCUGAUCACAAACGUUUCACAGUCUAUGUCACUGAAUCACAGCCGGAUUCAGCAGGUGAACUUAUGGCUCAAAAACUACGCAAACUCAACAUACCCGUCACAGUCGUGCUCGACGCUGCAGUCGGGUACAUCAUGGAGAAGGUGGACCUGGUGAUUGUCGGCGCUGAGGGUGUUGUGGAGAGCGGAGGUGUUAUAAACAAGAUCGGCACCUAUCAGAUGGCUGUGUGUUCCAAGGCGCACAACAAACCAUUUUAUGUGGUGGCGGAAAGUUUCAAGUUUGUGCGACUCUACCCACUUAAUCAGCAAGACGUACCCGAUAGAUUCAAGUAUAAAGCAGAUGUCCUGAAAACAGCAGAAGAUCUCAACCAGGAGCACCCGAUGAUCGACUACACCCCUCCGUCCCUCAUCACGCUCCUCUUCACUGACCUCGGGGUGCUGACGCCCUCUGCUGUCAGCGACGAGCUCAUCAAACUCUACCUAUGAUGAUGAUGAUGAUGAUGAUGGCUCUUCAUAAAGCAUUUAAAUCAAUGCACAAAUGUAUAGAUUUCAAAUGCUCCGCUAACUGAAAGAUCCUGAAUGUGGAGAGAACGCCUCAGCUCACCAAUCCUCAAUUUAACAUUAAAUUAUCUGGUUUAAGUGAA
Messenger RNA from Megalobrama amblycephala (Wuchang bream), 1303 nucleotides. RefSeq names its product eukaryotic translation initiation factor 2B, subunit 1 alpha (gene eif2b1). The transcript has 9 exons. Lineage: Eukaryota; Metazoa; Chordata; Actinopteri; Cypriniformes; Xenocyprididae. Gene Ontology annotation, molecular function: guanyl-nucleotide exchange factor activity; translation initiation factor activity. The record is from RefSeq and is a predicted model, not a curated record. The coding region runs from base 237 to 1145 and encodes 302 amino acids. Gene Ontology annotation, cellular component: eukaryotic translation initiation factor 2B complex. Gene Ontology annotation, biological process: translational initiation.